Larimichthys crocea (large yellow croaker) is the source of this 1556-nucleotide messenger RNA. RefSeq names its product mitochondrial pyruvate carrier 2b (gene mpc2b). Gene Ontology annotation, cellular component: mitochondrial inner membrane. Lineage: Eukaryota; Metazoa; Chordata; Actinopteri; Sciaenidae. The record is from RefSeq and is a predicted model, not a curated record. The coding region runs from base 266 to 661 and encodes 131 amino acids. The transcript has 5 exons. Gene Ontology annotation, biological process: pyruvate import into mitochondria.
GCGGUAGGUUGCGUCGCGCAGAAAGUCACCUCGAGACAGCAGCUAUUGACGAGCUAGCGGCGCUAGCAUGGUCAGAGUCGGGCUCGAGGAAGGUCAAUAGCAGCAGCAUCCUGUCCGUGUCGAUCCAGCUGUUGUUUAUUCAUCUGACAUUGACCAGCAAACGGACGAAGAACAAAACUUUAUCAUUUUAAACUGAGGAACAGAAGCUGCUGUUGACAAGCUUCCGCUCGCGGUGUCUUCGUCUCUGUCCGGAUCAUCUUCAAUCAUGGCUGCGCUCAGAGCCUCCUACCACCGGAUCCUGGACCGGAUCGAGCACAUGCUGCCCGCCAAGCUGAGACCUCUGUACAACCACCCGGCAGGUCCAAAAACUGUUUUCUUCUGGGCUCCGAUGUUUAAAUGGGGUCUGGUCGGAGCUGGUUUGGCUGAUAUGACUCGGCCAGCAGAGAAACUUAGUACCUCCCAGUCUGCAGUGCUGACAGCCACAGGCCUGAUCUGGUCCAGAUACUCGUUGGUCAUAAUCCCGAAGAACUGGAACCUGUUUUGUGUCAACUUCUUUGUGGGCAGCGCUGGAGGCUCCCAGCUCUACAGGAUCUGGAGGCACAAGCAGGAUCUGAAGGCUCAGGAAGCUGCACAGGCGAAAGAGGCUGCUGCAGAGUCCUGAGUGCACUUUCCUGUUUGCCAACGCUCCUCUGCAGCGGACUGAAAAGGGAGACUACACACCGGGCACGAACGUCGCCCCCUCUAAUCAUCUCCACGUCAUCUCCGUAACAUCCAUGCCAUAACCAUUAACACCGUCGUCACCGCUUUAAGCCUGUCGUCCCUGUUUGGAAAUAAGUGUUCAGAUUUCCGUCAGGGCGCCAACAACAGACCGGAACAAACGUUUUUUUUAACUGUAGUCAACACACACUCAAGAUUCAACAACGCACAAGUACUAUUUGUUUAACGAGCUGUAUGAUUGUACGUGUUUUUAAUUUAUCCCUUUAUCUCGUGUACCACUCGGGAGAUUUUUGCUUUUCCAUCACGAGUGUUCAGGUGUAGCAAACGGUACCUCAUGCAAUAAUUCUCCCAUCCCUCAUUUCUUCCCCUCUUGGAUUUGUGUUGAACAGAGUUUAAGGAAUGUUUCCACAUGAAAUUUACUUUAUUUAUAAUUUGGUUACAGUCACGGCACCUGUAAUUAUUAAAUAAUUCAUUACCCUGACGAUUCCUUCUAUCUGGAUGGCUUUAAAUCUUUUAACGUGAGUGAGAGCGAAUCCUAAUCGAUGAAUCACUUGAUUAAAAAAUGUCUCUUGUAGUCGAAACAUUGUUAGAAAGACGCGGUUAUGUUCUGAAUCUGUUCUUAGAAAGGUGUUGUAUAUUUUUCCUGUGUAUAAAUACCUUCUUUGACGUUGCACACGGUGCUCAUUAUCAGUAUAACCUCCCCCUUUGAUUAUUUAAAGCAAUAAUUGUCGUCACUUUUUAAGUAUUUCUUGAUCUGCUGUCCGAACAAAUGGCACUUUUGAAGGUUGAUCAUUGGCUCUGUGGCUAUGUAAUGUUAAUAAAUCCCAUUUAACACACUC